This is a messenger RNA of Polyodon spathula (Mississippi paddlefish), 1475 nucleotides long. Its product is annotated as cyclin-dependent kinase inhibitor 1B-like. The transcript is spliced from 3 exons. Bases 286 to 897 code for a protein of 203 amino acids. Gene Ontology annotation, cellular component: nucleus; cytoplasm. NCBI's taxonomy places the organism in Eukaryota, Metazoa, Chordata, Actinopteri, Acipenseriformes, Polyodontidae. The record is from RefSeq and is a predicted model, not a curated record. Gene Ontology annotation, biological process: regulation of cell cycle; G1/S transition of mitotic cell cycle; negative regulation of cell population proliferation. Gene Ontology annotation, molecular function: cyclin-dependent protein serine/threonine kinase inhibitor activity; protein-folding chaperone binding.
CCCUUUAAUCGCCAUAUUGGGUAGCCUACAGAAAAGGCUUGUCUGGUUUUUUUUUUUUCUUUUUACUACAAGACGGAUUUGACAGGAGUGACUUUUGCAAUUGCACUUUGUUUUUCAUGAUCCUCCGAGUUUGCAUUUGCUAGCAUUGGGGUUUUUAAUUAAUGUUAUUCUUUUUUACUUCCGGUAAUUGCAGAUUCCUUUGCAUUUGUGAUAGUAUUUCUACGUUUGUUUUUGAUCGAUUUGGGGGGGAAGUGAGAAAACAAGCCACAAGAGGUAUUUUGAACAAUGUCAAACGUCCGUAUUUCAAAUGGUAGCCCGACUUUGGAAAGAAUGAAUGCAAGGCAGUCAGAUCACCCUAAACCCUCGGCUUGCAGGACCCUUUUUGGCCCGGUGGAUCACGAAGAGUUAAAGAGCGAUUUAAAGGGACAUUUGAAGGAACUUGAAGCGGCAUCGUGCGCGAGAUGGAAUUUCGAUUUCGCAAAUCACAAGCCAAUGAAGCCGGGGAGGUACGAAUGGGAAAUUGUGGAUGAUAAAGAAGUGCCUGCUUUUUACACCGGAAUCCAUCCCUCAUCAAAGAGGUUGUGUUCUUCUGUGACGACUGCUGGGAAAACCCAUUUGGAUCUUAACGGGAAUCAUAAUGGUGUUGUGAGUCCAUGUCGGCGAAACCUACUAGGAGAUAGACUUUCUGAGGAGAAGAAACCCGAAAAGCAGGAAAGUGAGAUUGACAGUAAAGACCAUUCCACAGGGCAAAGGAAAAGACCGGCUACUAAUGAAUCGACCGCACAGAGUAAAAGAGCCAAUUCUGGCACCACAGACGAAGUCUCAGGAUCCAAGUGCCCAAAUGUAAGCUCGGUCGAGCAGACGCCCAGGAAAUGUAGCCCACGACAAAAUACGUGAACAGAGUUGAAAAAUGGAAUUCCUUGUUCAUGGAGACAGUGCUGGGUGAUGCAAAAGGGGAAUGCAGUUAUGGAAGAUAAUUAGUGAUACUGUACAAGCACUGAAAAAAACAACACUAAAUCUGGCACUCAAUUUUUCUUUUUUUUUUAAUAAAUUAAAAAAAAAAAAAAAAAAAAACUGCCUCUAAAGCGAUGUAUGUAGCAAUGUGCAAUUAGGGUUUCCUUAUUUGCUGUUUUGUUUUCUUACUACCUUCUUUUUGAUUAUAUGUAGCACAUAAAAAUAUACAAUUUUUUAAUAUAUUUUUUUCUGAUACAAAGUAUGAGUGUUGUUUUCGGAUUUUACAAGUUGCAGUGUAGUUUUUUUUUUUUUUUUUUAAAUGCAUUUUAUAUUGCUGUUUUAUAAGGUUUUGUAAUGACCUUUUUUUUCUGAUAAACACUUGUUCUAAAGAAGAAACAUAACCAGAACUGAUAAUGUAAGUGUACAUUAAAAAAAAAAAGUACCUGGUGAAAUUAAAAUCUAGAGUGCUCUAUGCAACAGUGAUGCAAUGCACAGUUUAUGUUGGUCUUGCUUAAAAUUAU